Trichoderma virens Gv29-8 is the source of this 1725-nucleotide messenger RNA. RefSeq lists its product as uncharacterized. Gene Ontology annotation, cellular component: nucleus. Lineage: Eukaryota; Fungi; Ascomycota; Sordariomycetes; Hypocreales; Hypocreaceae. Gene Ontology annotation, molecular function: transcription cis-regulatory region binding; protein binding. Bases 1 to 1725 code for a protein of 574 amino acids. The transcript is spliced from 3 exons. The record is from RefSeq and is a predicted model, not a curated record. Gene Ontology annotation, biological process: positive regulation of transcription by RNA polymerase II.
AUGGCCCAUCACAAGAACAACCGAUCCCGCCAAUCGCGGCAAAAGAGUGCGAGGCUGGCAGAGAGCGGUUUCAAUACCCUCCCACCCGAAAUCUUCAACCAGAUCCUCGGCGAGGUGGCUAGCAGAAACGAUUUGAGCUCCCUCAGUCGCUGUAGCCGCGGUCUCUACUGGGCAAUCUCAGAUAUUCUCUUCACCAGAGCAUUUGAGAAUCAGAUAAUAGUGGAAGGGGGAAUUGAUGACGCGGUCGCAUCCGUAUUCAUCCAUGCCGUCAGGCACGAUUCGAGGAACUUAAUGCAGUGGUUGAUGUUUAGAGAACAUGGCUCGCGAUUAAGAGGCUUGUUCCCUUGGAUGAAUGGUUUCACUUAUCUUCACUACGCGCUGCUCCAAGACGCCCCAAAGGUGGCUAUUCAGCUUCUCAAGCAUGGAUCCGAUCUCAACGAAGACGCAGCUCUUUAUCCCGACCUUAAAUCGCUCUACGUCGCCAUUGCCCGUCCUCUUAGCAAUAGGAUUGGGGCACUUGACGGCGCCCUUCGUAUCGCAUGCAGCUAUGCUCUCCCUAGGAUGGCUGAAUAUCUCCUCAUCCGAGGUGCUGAUCCCAAUGCUCACAGUGAUUUUGGGUUCGCAGCGAUUCACAUAGCGGUACGGCAGAGACUCCCGUGGAGUCAAUUCGAGCUAUUCUCCAUACUGAAUCAAGUUGGAGAUAAAGAAAGCGAGACUCAUGAUGAAGGAAAAGAUUCUGAGAUCAUUAAACAAAGCGAAAGGAAUCUCAAGAAUGCUAAAGGAAGAGGGAAAUCCAAGAGAGCCAAGGGACAAUCGGACUCGAAGAAUACUAAAGCAGAGGACACCAAGAGCACGAUACUAGAAGACCCGAAUACUCCAGAGAAAGACUCCAAGAGUACUAUGUGGGAAGCCAAAGUGCAUCAAACAGUCAAAGUAUUGCUGCGCUUUGGAGCCGACUGCAACCUAAUCGCAUUAAAUUCUCGUCACCACCAAUGCAAUCACGAGUGUUGGAAGUCGCUAUCCUGUGCUCCAAUUGAACAGCGUGUUCUCCAUAUUGCCGCUGCCGGUGGCUACAGUUCCGUCGUAUCAGAUCUAGUGGAGAAAAAGGCAAAUAUUUUCCAGGCCGAUGGGCAGGGCAAUCUCCCCGUUGUUCAUGCUAUGGCUCAAGGUCACGAUGAUCUUGUGGCUUUUCUAUUACAGUGCAUGAAACGGUAUACGAAAUUGAGAUCGAAAAUGAGCCGUGUUAACCCCAUUGUUUGCAUAUCUACGAGAAGCACAGCCCUUCAUAUGGCUUGUCGAUUUGGAUAUCAUAUUGUGGUUAACGACCUCUUGAAAGGGGGCGCUGACGUGAACAGAGUCGAUUCCCUAGGUCGGACGCCUUUACACGAGGCUCUUGCACAAUGCGCUCCAGACUUGGAGAACCGUCUCGUUGAGACGUUGUACCUACUUUCGGAGAAUGACGCGUCCCAAGAAGCCAUUGACUGUAAUGGUAGGAGGGCGGGAGAUAUGGGAGAGAGGCAUAGACUAUCGGGGGUUCGCACGCUGUUUGAGUAUGCUACUAUGGCUAGAUACGACUGGCAGCGUCUCACUGAACCGCAGAGAGACAGAAAGGGGAAUUUAGUGGAUAACAUACCAAAUCCAAGCAGUAGCUGGUAUGUGAAGGAAGAGCCUGAGAUUCCGCCACCGAUUCGCCAUGACAUGGUAUCGGCGGAGACUCCCAUUUAG